Messenger RNA from Manacus vitellinus (golden-collared manakin), 487 nucleotides. It is a transcript of the gene TLCD3A, whose product is annotated as TLC domain containing 3A. The transcript has 4 exons. Gene Ontology annotation, biological process: lipid homeostasis. NCBI's taxonomy places the organism in Eukaryota, Metazoa, Chordata, Aves, Passeriformes, Pipridae. The record is from RefSeq and is a predicted model, not a curated record. The coding region runs from base 23 to 487 and encodes 154 amino acids. Gene Ontology annotation, cellular component: membrane; endoplasmic reticulum.
GGUGUCAACGGUCCAAGCCACGAUGGCCACAGUGUCGGGGAUCACGGUUAUCCUCAGCUGCAAGAACGUGGUGUACGACAGGCACUGGCUGGCCGUGGAGUACAUCUGGGUCCUCGUUCCCUACAUGACUUAUGACAUCUAUGUCAUGUACCUCUGCCACUGGCACAAGAGCCUGGAAAAGGGAAUCGCAGAGAAGAAGCACUCGCUGGCCAGCGUGUGGAGCUUCCUCCUGCAGGAGCGGCUGAUGGUGACCCACCACCUCUUCAUCCUCAUCGUGCUCACCCCCAUCACCCAGCACUUCAGGGGAGAGCUGGGGGACUUCUUCGUGGGCUGCAUCUUCACAGCAGAGCUAAGCACGCCUUUCGUAUCCCUGGGCAAAAUCCUCAUGCAGGUAGGCGAGCAGGGACAGGGCUCAGACUGCCAGGAGGCAAGGCUGGAGCCACAGAACUGCCAGCUCGUGUCCACAGUUAUUCCCAUGGAAAAUUGA